UCAGAGGAUCUUUGGACGCGCUGCUAAACGCAAGUAGUUUAUACUUCCUUUCAUCAAUAUUUAGUUUUCUCGACAGGUAGUGACUUUUUACUAGUCCUUUAUAACCUUCACCAUGUCAAAGAAGGGAAAGGAGGAGGUCUCUGACAUUUCUCCUGUCUUAUUCCUGGACACAAGUGGACAAUCAAUGCGCUUCUAUGUGAGACCCGGCCAAACUAAAACAGAACUUUAUCCGCUGGUAACUAAUGGAGGAGGCACUUUGUGUCGCAGUCAAGAGCCCGGAGUCAUUUUGCUGAUCGAUCCCGGUGACGCUACUAAUGUGACGUCGUGCCCCGGACAAAAGUACAUCUCUACAAAAUACAUCAAAGAUUGUGUAGAGCAGAACCUGCAGCUGAAUCUGGACGACUAUGUGAUUAGGGUGGGACCAUCUGUUCAGACGAGGAUGGCAACCCGUCACCAGAGCAAUGGGCGCUUGGGUUACUCGCCUGAAGAUGACGCAGCCAUCUUGAAGUUCAUGGAAAAGAGGCAACAUGAAGCCAAAGGCAACCUGGUUUGGAAAGAAAUGGAGAAACGGCGUGUGACUGAGCACAGCUGGCAGUCAAUGAGGGAUCGGUUUCUAAAGCACCUCCAGCAUAAACUCGUGAAGAAGAGUCCCACGAAAAGAAAACCGCUUUGUUUUACGCAAAGCCCCUUGCGUAAGAAGAAAGUCACUGAGAACUCAGAACCUGAGACUGAUACUUUACAAAACUCUCCUCAGAAGUCUGUCGUUGUGUCGGAUUCAUCUAAAACGCAAAUUGUCACAGAAAACAGCGUGUGUCCAGCUGUGAGGACCAACCCUCAGCCUUCUCCAGAGAGAGCCAGUUCUCCUCCAGAUGUGGCUGAUGCUGCAGGAGAGCCGCCACAGGCCUUAAAUCAUGACAAUCAGGACGGGUCUCCUGUCCCGGUCCAAGAACAAGAAACGCCAGAGCCUGAAAUGUCUAAAAGACCUGGAUUAGAUGAAGGUUGUGACGGACAAGACGUUCCAGAUGGAUCAAAGGAACAUUCAUCUCCCAACAAAACAAGACAAAGUACCUGCAAAACCGCCACGCCUGACUCUAGCAAACUUGGGAUUCUUGCAAAAGCUGCAAGAGAAUUUGAGGACUCAGAUGUGAUGGAUGAAAGUGAAGAAGGCGAAGAUCCAUUUGAACCACCAGUUGCCAAGCCGUUAGAUGCACAAGAAAGUUCAGCAUUGCCUGGAACACUAAAUAGAGAACCAGAAACUCAAACUGUGCUUAACCGAACCGGCCUCCAGGAAGCACCAGAAGCUGUUUGUCCCUCAUCGUCACCCGAGGAAGAGCGUCCAGGUCCUAGUUCCACAACUGUCCCUGCAUCUUCAUCCCACGUCUUCAUCCUCGACUCCGAGUCACAGGACAAACACAACAGCCAAACGAGAGGAACUUCAGAGGAAACUCCCUCCAAAGACUUGGUAGAACAUGUCGAGAACUUGAUGAUUAAGACCAAGAAAGACCUGGUUGAGGUGACCAAGGCACUGUUGAAAGCCAGUGGUGACUUAGCAAGAGCUCAGUCGUAUCUGCAAGAUGGCUACAACCAUGAGAUUCACGGACCUGUCUGGACCCAUCUGGACGAUGAGAUCCUCCAGUUGGCUGAUCCGUAUGAACUCGAGAAGCUUCAAUCCAAAUAUGGACCGGAGGAAGUGUCCAGGAGAAAAGAUUUCCUCACGGCUGGCAUUAACUGAGAGGAUUUGUUUGGUUCAGUGGCCGUUUUCUAAAACCAGCAGCUCAGCUAGACACAUCUAGUCACUGUUUUCAUCCAGUUUUGUAUUCUUAAAAAAUGGUAAAAUUCAGAUUUAUGUUGAUAAAUUUCUAAAUGAAUUUUGCUAAUCAUUACAUUGAUAAAUGUAUAUUAAAGUAUUUUUCUAACUGA
This is a messenger RNA of Cyprinus carpio (common carp), 1920 nucleotides long. It is a transcript of the gene terf2ip, whose product is annotated as telomeric repeat binding factor 2, interacting protein. Gene Ontology annotation, molecular function: telomeric repeat DNA binding. Gene Ontology annotation, cellular component: shelterin complex. Lineage: Eukaryota; Metazoa; Chordata; Actinopteri; Cypriniformes; Cyprinidae. Gene Ontology annotation, biological process: regulation of DNA-templated transcription; telomere maintenance via telomere lengthening. The record is from RefSeq and is a predicted model, not a curated record.